AUGCUAAGUAAUGCAAAUCUCGAUGCUUCUCACAUUCUACGAAGAGAAGAGGUUAAGAAAUGUAAUAGAAAUGUCUAUGACAAAAUUGGGACCCCCAUCGACGUUGGGGAAUUGGCAUUUUUUACGAUGAUGAACACGACCAUGAACAUGUUGUGGGGUGGCACACUACGAGGAGAGGAAGGGGCUAAUGUUGGGGCUCAGUUUAAGAGUAUGCUGGCGGAACUAAUGGUAAUAUUUGCAAAACCAAACGUUUCUGACUUUUUCCCAUUCCUUGCAAGGUUUGAUUUGCAAGGGAUUGAGAGGCAAUCAAAGAGGAUUUCUCAGUGGAUUGAACGCAUUCUUGACUCUGCCAUUGAAAAACGGAUGGAUAUGGCCAAGGAGAAAGAAGAGGGAAAAGGAAGGAUUGAAGAAAAAAAGGACUUUUUGCAAAUUCUCUUGGAGAUAAAGGAUCAAGGUGAUGCUGCAACAUCGAUAAGAAUGAACCAACUCAAGGCCUUGCUUAUGGACAUAGUAGUGGGUGGAUCGAACACCACAACAACGAUGGUGGAAUGGGUGAUGGCGAAGCUGAUGCAACAUCCAGAGGCAAUGAGAAAAGUGAAUGAAGAAUUAACAAAAAUCGUUGGGGUGGAUAGCUUAGUGGAAGAGUCGCAUUUGCCCAAAUUACACUAUCUAGAUGCUGUCAUCAAAGAGACGUUCCGUUUGCACCCAGCGCUCCCUCUCCUAGUAACCCGUGUUCCAAGCCAAUCUACCACCAUUGGAGGCCAUUGCGUACCCAAAAGGACUAGGGUUUUCUUGAAUGUUUGGGCUAUACAUAGGGACCCAAAGAUCUGGAAAAAUCCAUUAGAAUUUCAACCAGAAAGGUUCCUAAUAAGUGAUCCUACCAAAUUGGAUUAUUCAGGAAAUAAUUUUAAUUAUAUUCCGUUUGGAUCCGGGAGAAGAAUAUGUGCAAGGCUUCCACUAGCAGAAAGGUCUGUAAUGUACGUCGUAGCUUCGUUUCUGCAUUCGUAUGAGUGGAAGUUGCCAUAG
Messenger RNA from Alnus glutinosa, 1026 nucleotides. RefSeq names its product carnosic acid synthase-like. Bases 1 to 1026 code for a protein of 341 amino acids. The record is from RefSeq and is a predicted model, not a curated record. Lineage: Eukaryota; Viridiplantae; Streptophyta; Magnoliopsida; Fagales; Betulaceae. The transcript has 2 exons. Gene Ontology annotation, molecular function: iron ion binding; heme binding; oxidoreductase activity, acting on paired donors, with incorporation or reduction of molecular oxygen.